UUCAUCAAAACUUAAAAAAUGCAGAGGCUCCUUCGUUUGAAACUAGCCUCAAACCUCCCCAAAAAGCUCUCAAAUUCCACCACCACCACCACCUCUUCAAUCUUCCACUUUCAACCCCACAAAACGCUUUCUCUCACCAAGCCACCCCAAACCCGAAACUACUUUUUUAGCUCCUUUACCACACCCCCCCUUCACCAUCAUCUUCAUUCAUGGAGGUCGCAGCACACUCUCACACAAAAAAUUAAUGGGUUUCUCUUCAACCCAUUACUCAAACGGCAAUUUUGUAUGGGUUUCUCAAAUACCCUUUUGAGAGUCUCAAGCAAGAGUCUUUCAGAUUUCAGACUUGGCUUUCUCAGAGCCCAAUUUCCCAAACAGAGUUUUCGGUUCAACCCAAAUUUUACUUCUCCUCGGAGUCCCUGGAGAUCAUGGUUCCGAAGGGUAUCUGAUGGUGAUGUGGUUUUGGGAUUGAUUAUAGCUAAUGUUGCUGUUUUUAUUUUAUGGAGGAUUGCAGAUCCUAGCUUCAUGGCGAAGAAUUUUACUAUUUCAUUAGACAAUGUUACAAGUGGACGUCUGCACACAUUGAUAACUUCUGCAUUCAGUCAUAUGGAUGUUGGCCAUAUCAUUUCUAACAUGAUUGGACUAUAUUUUUUUGGGACGAAUAUUGGAAGAGUUUUUGGGCCUGAAUUUUUGCUGAAGUUGUAUCUAGCUGGGGCUGUUGGUGGCUCGGUCUGUUUCUUGGUGCACAAAGCCUACAUGGCCGCGUCAUCGAAGGGCCGGCAACCAUGGAACAUGGACCCAUCAAAAAUACCGGGACUGGGUGCAAGCGGGGCUGUUAAUGCUAUCAUGUUGCUUGAUAUAUUCCUCUUCCCAAAAUCUACCCUCUACUUGGAGUUUAUCAUACCAGUUCCCGCCAUCCUGCUGGGGAUCUUUCUAAUUGGGAAAGAUGUCUUGGGGAUAAUAGAGGGAGACAGUCAUAUCUCAGGAGCUGCACACUUGGGGGGUGCUGCAGUUGCAGCCAUAGCCUGGGCACGACUUCGGAAGGGGCGUUUCUGAAUUUCGCAACGACUCUGCAGAUUAUAUAACACUAGGAAACUAAGAUAGUCCACCAUGUUAACUAUUAGCCAAUGCCUUCCAGCUGGUUGUUCUCCUGAUUUAAUUUAGCUUAUCAUCCAUUGAUAUAGACUUGACAACCUUUCUGAACUUUCCUAAUCCCCAUCUCAAUGAUAAAUUCUGAUGAUUCGAACAAGUUAAACGAUCUUUGUUGAGGAAGAGUAGUAUCAUGUUACACAAA
Prunus persica (peach) is the source of this 1291-nucleotide messenger RNA. RefSeq names its product RHOMBOID-like protein 12, mitochondrial. Gene Ontology annotation, molecular function: serine-type endopeptidase activity. Gene Ontology annotation, cellular component: membrane. The record is from RefSeq and is a predicted model, not a curated record. Bases 19 to 1053 code for a protein of 344 amino acids. The transcript is spliced from 8 exons. Lineage: Eukaryota; Viridiplantae; Streptophyta; Magnoliopsida; Rosales; Rosaceae.